AUGGUGGUCACGGUGGUUAUGGUGGUCACAGUGGUCACAGUGGUUAUGGGAGUCACGGUGGUUAUGGUGGUCACGGUGGUCACAGUGGUUAUGGGAGUCACGGUGGUUAUGGGGGUCACGGUGGUUAAGGUGGUCACGGUGGGCACGAUGGUAAUGGUGGUCACGGUGGUUAUGGGAGUCACGGUGGUUAUGGGGGUCACGGUGGUUAAGGUGGUCACGGUGGGCACGAUGGUAAUGGUGGUCACGGUGGUUAUGGGAGUCACGGUGGUUAUGGUGGUCACAGUGGUUAUGGGAGUCACGGUGGUUAUGGUGGUCACGGGGGUCACAGUGGUUAUAGGAGUCACGGUGGUUAUGGUGGUCACGGUGGUCACAGUGGUUAUGGGAGUCACGGUGGUUAUGGUGGUCACGGGGGUCACGGUGGUUAUUGUGGUCACAGCGGUUAUGGGAGUCAUGGUGGUCCUGGGAGCUUCAUGGUGGUCCGGGGUCUGGGGGUUGUGUGACCACCAUCUGAUCCUCCUCGGCGUCCUGAUCGCGGCCCUCGGAGCCUCCGUCACUCUCAAUAUUUACUGCACUUUCAGCCAUUGUUCAGGGAAAAGAACCAGAAGAGGUUGGAAAAGAAGGAGAACGCAGAUGGAGGAGAACCCCAUCUAUGGAAACAUGGACGAUGCACAAACUGGCUCCAGCACAGAGAUGUCUUUCACUGCGUCUGGGAGAAGAGAUCCGAGAAGAAUAACGGCCAUUUCUCAGGACUGCUAUGCCAACCUCAGCCUCCAGAGGGCGCUGUAUGGCUCUGUGCCUGGCUCUCCUCUCAGGCCCGUGGAUCCAGAUAAAGAGCCUGAAGAGCCGCAGUUUCAGGUGUCGGAUCUGUACGCUUCAGUCCAAACCCGAGCCAAGACACUGCAGAGGCCGCACAGUUCCGACCAGUACCAAAACCACCUGUGA
Molecule: messenger RNA, 942 nt
Organism: Knipowitschia caucasica
Lineage: Eukaryota; Metazoa; Chordata; Actinopteri; Gobiiformes; Gobiidae
Source: the annotation of a GenBank genome assembly